CGUGACCUCAAUCUGCGAACAUUGUCAUGUGAUCAAAAUAGGAAGUGGCGUUAGUCGUCUCGUCUGAUUCAAAGGUGCUAGGUUGGGUGGAAGCGCCCGAGAUAUUUGAUUAUUAACCUUCAAGGUUUCCCCAUGAAAAGACGAAAUCCUUCGUGUUUGAUAGUGACGACCAUGGGGACACUUUUUCUGCUUAUGGUGGUAUUAUAUGGUACAAUAAAUUCACAGGUACGUAGCUCCUUUCGUUUCUUUUCAUGGUAUGGACUUACCUGUUUUACUGAUUGUCUGCAUCAUGUCCUUCCUUGCCCUUGUUGAGUUAGCUAACAGUUGCCAGAAUCAAUAGUUACUUGUCAAAUGUGCUCCAUUACAUAAAUGACAAUAUUAUCUCACUUAAAACCCUGUUCAGAACAAACUGUCUGUUUAGAACAGGAUCCUGUCUGUCCUGUUAAGAAAUCCUGUCAAAAUACUGGGCUGCAUUCAGUACGUCUUUAUGUACUGAACGACCAGUUGAACAUUUACGUCAUUUAGCAGACGCUCUUAUCCAGAGCGACUUGAACAACGGGGAUGGAUUGGGUUGUGGUAAAGGCCCUGUUCGAGAGCAUCAAUUCAGCAUCAAAUGGGGAUUGACUGAUCUACAAAUAAUAAUGAGUAGUUAAUUAUUGUGCAAAAUGAUUUGGAGAUCAAUCAGUCGGCAGUCUCAUGCACUAAAGUCCCACAGUGGUGGUGUCAUAAUACCCAUAAAACCUAGCGGCCAAACAGGGAAACGGUUUCAAUCGUUUUCCAGCAUUCAUUUUACUAAAUGCUAAUUAGCUGCUAAUGUAGCUAUCAUAAAGAACCACAAAUGACAUUAUUUGGAAGAGACUGCUGAAUCGAGGCAAAGGUAAGAAUCUGUUACAGCCUGAAUUUGAAAUUGGUUAAAUUGAGAUUUUGUGUCACUACACACAAUAGCCCAUAAUGUCAAAGUGGAAUCCUGUUUUUAGAAAUUGUCACAAAUUAAUACAAAAUGUAAAGCUCAAAUAUCUUGAGUCAAAGUAUUCAACCCCUUUGUAAUGACAAGCCUAGAUAAGUUCAGGAGUACAAAUGUGCUUAACGAGGCACAUAAUAAGUUGCAUGGACUCACUCUCUGUGCAAUAAUAAUGUUUAACAUGAUUUUUGAAUGACUACCUCAGCUCUGUACCCCACACAUACAGUUGAAGUCGGAAGUUUACAUACACUUAGGUUGGAGUCAUUAAAACUCGUUUUUCAACCACUCCACAAAUUUCUUGUUAACAAACUAUAGUUUUGGCAAGUCAGUUAGGACAUCUAGUUUGUGCAUGACACAAGUAAUUUUUCCAACAAUUGUUUACAGACAGAUUAUUUCACUUAUAAUUCACUGUAUCAUAAUUCCAGUGGGUCAGAAGUUUACAUACACUAAGUUGACUGUGCCUUUAAACAGCUUGGAAAAUUCCAGAAAAUGAUGUAAUGGCUUUAGAAGCUUCUGAUAGGCUAAUUGACAUCAUUUGAGUCAAUUGGAGGUGUACAAUGGAUGUAUUUCAAGGCCUACCUUCAACCUCAGUGCCUCUUUGCUUGACAUCAUGGGAAAAUCAAAAUAAAUCAGCCAAGACCACAGAAAAAAAAUGGUAGACCUCCACAAGUCUGGUUCAUCCUUGGGAGCAAUUUCCAAACGCCUGAAGGUACCACGUUCUUCUGUUCAAACAAUAGUACGCAAGUAUAAACACCAUGGGACCACGCAGCCGUCAUACCGCUCAGGAAGGAGACGCGUUCUGUCUCCUAGAGAUGAACGUACUUUGGUGCGAAUAGUGCAAAUCAUUCCCAGAACAACAGCAAAGGCCCUUGUGAAGAUGCUGGAGGAAACAGGUACAAAAUUAUCUAUAUCCACAGUAAAAUGAGUCCUAUAUCGACAUAACCUGAAAGGCCGCUCAGCAAGGAAGAAACCACUGCUCCAAAACCGCCAUAAAAAAGCCAGACUACGGUUUGCAACUGCACAUGGGGACAAAGAUCGUACUUUUUGGAGAAAUGUCCUCUGGUCUGAUGAAACAAAAAUAGAACUGUUUGGCCAUAAUGACCAUCGUUAUGUUUGGAGGAAAAAGGGGGACGCUUACAAGCCGAAGAACACCAUCCCGACCGUGAAGCAGGGGGGUAGCAGCAUCAUGCUGUGGGGGUGCUUUGCUGCAGGAUGGACUGGUGCACUUCACAAAAUAGAUGGCAUCAUGAGGAAGGAAAAUUAUGUGGAUAUAUUGAAGCAACAUCUCAAGACAUCAAUCAGGAAGUUAAAGUUUGGUCACAAAUGGGUCAUCCAAAUGGACAAUGACCCCAAGCAUAGUUCCAAAUCCUAUAGAAAAUGUGUGGGCAGAACUGAAAAAGCGUGUGCGAGCAAGGAGGCCUACAAUCCUGACUCAGUUACACCAGCUCUGUCAGGAGGAAUCGGCCAAAAUUCACCCAACUUAUUGUGGGAAGCUUUUGGAAGGCUACCUGAAACGUUUGACCCAAGUUAAACAAUUUAAAGGCAGUGCUACCAAAUACUAAUUGAGUGUAUGUAAACUUCUGACCCACUGGGAAUGUAAUGAAAUAAAUCAAAGCUGAAAUAAAUAAUUCUCUCCACUAUUAUUCUGACUUUUCACCUUCUUAAAAUAAAGUGGUGAUCCUAAUUGACCUAAGACAGGGAUUUUUUAACUUGGAUUAAAUGUCAGGAAUUGUGAAAAACUGAGUUUAAAUGUAUUUGGCUAAGGUGUAUGUAAACUUCCGACUUCAACUGUACAAUUAUCUGGAAGGUCCCUCAGUCAAGCAGUGAAUUUCAAGCAACGAUUCAACCACAAAGACCAGGGAGGUUUUCCAAUGCCUCACAAAGAAGGGCACCUAUUGGUAGAUGGGUAAAAAAAAUGUUUUAUUAAUUACACUUUGGAUGGUGUAGCAAUGCAUCCAGUCACUACAAAGAUACAGGCUCCCUUCCUAACUCAGUUGCUGGAGAGGAAGGAAACCGCUCAGGGAUUUCACCAUGAGGCCAAUGGUGACUUUAUAACAGUUACAGAGUUUAUUGGCUGUGAUAGGAGAAACCGAGGAUGAUCAACAGCAUUGUAGUUACUCCAUACUAGCCUAAAUGACAGAGUGAAAAGAUGGAAGCCUGUACAGAAUAAAAAAUAUUCAAAAACCUGCAUCCUGUUUGCCAUAAGGCACUAAAGGUAAACUGCAAAAAAAUUGCCUAAGUUAUUAACUUUAUGUCCUGUAUACAAAGCGUAAUGUUUGGGGCAAACAUUUCACAUCACUGAGUACCAUUCUUCAUAUUUUCAAGCAUGGUGGUGGCUGUAUCAUGUUAUGGGUAUGCUUGUCAUCGGCAAGGACUAGGGAGUUUUUGAGGAUAAAAAUAAAUGGAAUAGAGCUAAGCACAGGCAAAAUGAAAACCUGGUUCAGUCUGCUUUCCAACAGACACUGGGAGACAAAUUCCAGCAGGACAAUAAGCUAAAAUAAACAACCAAAUAUACACUGGAGACAACAUUUAAUUUUCCUGAGUGGCCUAGUUACAGUUUUGACUUAAACCGGCUUGAAAAUCUAUGGCAAGACUUGAAAAUGGCUGUCUAGCAAUGAUCAACAACCAACUUGACAGAGCUUGAAGAAUUUAAAAAAGAAUAAUGUGCAAAUAUUGUACAAUCCAAGUAUGCAAAGCUCUUAGAGACAUACCCAGAAAGACUCGCAGCUGUAAUCGCUGCCAAACGUGAUUCUAACAUGAAUUGACUCAACGUAUUUAAUCAUUAGUCUUUUAUUUUUCAUGAAUUCUAACGUGUAUAAAAUAAAUAUAUUCCACUUUGACAUUACAGAGUAUUUUGUGUAGAUCGUUGACAAAAAAAAAGACAAUUAAAGACAUUUUAAUCCCAACUUGUAACACAACAAAAUGUGGAAAGAGUCAAGCGGAGUGAAUCCUUUUUCUGAAGGCACUGUACCAUCAAGUUUAUUACAUAUCAAUCCAUUUCAACAGUAAAUCAAAUACAAUAAAAUCAUUAGGCCUAAUCAAAUAAUUUCCCAUUAGAAUGCAUAAGGCAAUAUGUUUUUUGUUUUUUUGUCAGCAAUCGGAAACAUCUGGCCUAAAACAAGAUUACAGACUUCUAGGACGACCACUGUACAAAUUGGAUAUCAACUGGCCCAAAUAUCCCGAGCUUUUCAGCGGCGAGGUAUUUGGAGUGGCUGUCAACCAGUAUGCCGGUGUGGUAUAUGUUGCACAGGUCAGUAUGUUAUCUUCAUGUCCUGUAUUUUAUUUAUAACAAAUGGUGUUAUGAUACAAAACUGAAAGAGACAAAGGGAAAAGAGAAAGCCAGGCUUAAAAAACAGAUUAACAUAACAUUAUCAUUGUAAAAACAGUGCUGUGAGUACAAAUGUAGGGUAUUAGGUAUUAAAUAGCCAAACUUCUAUGUCCUAGAGAGGUGAGACAGUGCCAAAGGUGCUGGUGUUCACCACAGACGGAGAGUUCCUACAGGCCUGGAACACAAGCACCCUGGAGAUGCCCCAUGGGAUCUUUUUGGCCGACGCCUACACCAACCCCACCGUGUGGGUCACGGACGUAGGAAACGGUGAGGCCUCACAGCAGACCUGGGCCCGGUUUCCCAUUAGCGAUGGAACUUAAGCUUAUGAGUGUUUUAUCGAUGCACCUUUCCUACAACGGCCGAAGAUGUAACAUGCGUUUCCCAAAACACCGGGCAGAGAGAACGGUUGCUAAGUGCGUCGUUGGAGCAUGUGUCGAUACUGAUAGGAUCGAAAGGAAGGGAGUGCUGCUUUCAGAUCAGCUUUCUUCAUUCAGCUCUUUCCUCAACAUUGUAAUUACAGUGCAUUUGGAAAGUAUUCAGACCCCUUCACUUUUUCCACAUUUUGUUACAUUAAAGCCUUAUUCUAAAAUGGAUUAAAUAAAACAUUUUCCACAUCAAUCUACAUACAAUACCCCAUAAUGACAAAGCAAAAACAGGUUUUUAGAAAUGUUUUUACAUAAGUAUUCAGACCCUUUGCUAUGAGACUUGAAAUUGAGCUUAGCUGCAUCCUGUUUCCAUUGAUCAUCCUUGAGAUGUUUCUACAACUUGAUUGGAGUCCACCUGUGGUAAAUUCAAUUGAUUGGACUUGAUUUGGAAAGGCACAUACCUGUCUAUAUAAGGUCCCACAGUUGACAGUGCAUUUCUGAGCAAAAACCAAGCCAUGAGGUUGAAGGAAUUGUCCGUAGAGCUCCGAGACAGGAUCGUGUCGAGGCACAGAUCUUUGGAAGGUUACCCCAAGAUUUCUGCAGCAAUGAAAGUCCCCAAGAACACAGUGGCCUCUGUCAUUCUUAAAUUGAAGAUGUUUGGAACCACCAAGACUCUUCCUAGAGCUGGCCUCCCGGCCAAACUGAGCAAUCGGGGGAGAAGGGCCUUGGUCAGGGAGGUGACCAAGAACCCGAUGGUCACUCCGAAAGAGCUCCAGAGUUCCUCUGUGGAGAUGGGAGAACCUUCCAGAAGGACAACCAUCUCUGCAGCACUCCACCAAUCAGGCCUUUAUGAUAGAGUGGCCAGACGGAAGCCACUCCUCAGUAAAAGGCACAUGACAGCCCGCUUGGAGUUUGCCAAAAGGCACCUAAAGAACUCUCAGACCAUGAGAAACAAGAUUCUCUUGUCUGAUGAAACCAAGAUUGAACUCUUUGGCCUGAAUGCCAAUCGUCACGUCUGGCGGAAACCUGGCACCAUCCCUACGGUGAAGUAUGCUCGUGGCAGCAUCAUGCUGUGGGGAUGUUUUUUAGUGGCAGGGACUGGGAGACUAGUUAGGAUCGAGGGAAAGAUGAACGGAGCAAAGUACAGAGAGAGCCUUGAUGAAAACCUGCUCCAGAGUGCUCAGGACCUCAGACUGGGGCGAAGGUUCACCUUCCAACAGGACAACGACCUUAAGCACACAGCCAAGACAACGCAGGAGUGGCUUUGGAACAAGUCUCUGAAUGUCCUUGAGUGGCCCAGCCAGAGCCCGGACUUCAACACGAUCGAACAUCUCUGGAGAGAACCUAAAAAUAGCUGUGCAGCGACGCUCCCCAUCCAACCUGACAGCGCUUGAGAGGAUCUGCAGAGAAGAAUGGUAGAAACUCUCCAAAUACAGGUGUGCCAAGUUUGUAGCCUCAUACCCAAGAAGACUCAAGGCUGUAAUCGCUGCCAAGGGUGCUUCAACAAAGUACUGAGUAAAGGGUCUGAAUACUUAUGUAAAUGUGAUAUUUCAGUUUUUUUUUAUACAUUAGCAAACAUUUCUAAAUACCUGUUUUUGCUUUGUCAGUAUGGGGUAUUGUGUGUAGAUUGAUGAGGGGGACAAACAAUUUAAUCCAUUUUAGAAUAAGGUUGUAAUGUAACUAAAUGUGGAAAAAGUGAAGGGGUCUGAAUACUUUCUGAAUGCACUGUAUUUCACAAUACUGGCGACGUAUCAGCUCCUAUAGAGAUAUUACCAUUUACGGCUGCAAAUAUUUAGGUGGCUUAUUCUAAUGCUUACCCAAUAAAAAUGCUCUAAAUCACAGAUUUUGCACAUUGCGCACGUUCAUCUGCACCAUUAAAUAUUUUGAGACAAAUUACAGACUGUAGCCUACAAGUAGCAAAUAGAACUCAAUUGAUUGAACAUAGCUUACUUGUUUAUCUUUUAAUGCAGUCAUUGCAGUUUUUAUUUGAAGCCUAUUUUUAUAUGUUGCUUGUUUGUAUCAAUUGCAAAGACAUUGGCAACUUUGUAUAUGUAGUCAACUUUGUUCUGAAGUUAUUGAGGUCACAGAGAGAUGGAUAAACCAUGUGGUUGUAUGUUUAGCGGAGAUCUUCUGUGUAUAAAGUGACGCGGGAGGGCAAAAAAGCAUCUAACAACGCACUUAGCUGUUCUACGAGUGGUCUGAUGCAGGCCUUAGAUUACGAGCGUUUUCAAGUGCAACGUUAAUAACGAUGGUUUUGGGAGACCGCUCUGAGAUUUAACGAUGGUCCAACGAAGGUUCUAACAAUGAACUUAGCCUUAAUGAGCCACUGAACACGCCGAUUGGCACGUAUUUUUCUAUUGCUCAUUAGAAAAAGGAAAUUUCAGUCUUGGAGGUGUGUUUCUUGACCGAUUCCGCGUUUUAGUUAAUGAUGAUUGGCCCCUAUGAGACACUGUAGAUGCAGAAGCCUAUUUCACUUCCUCAAAAUCCCCAGAAUGAAUCUAAGAACUCAUGAAAUCUGUAAUAUAUUUUUACAUUUUUGCCGAGGAUGUUUUAGAUGCACUAUUUUAGAUCUAACUAAGGUGUUUGGUGCAGUUUUUCUCAAGUAAAAAAAGUGUUGUCUUAUGUAAACAGUCGGAGCUGCUGGGCAGGUCUGUCUCACUGUCGAUGCUAUUGGAUAGAGAGCAAUCACCGCAGCUGUUCACCCCAUGUUAGUGGGCAAAUGGACAACGUCAAAUCAAAACCUAACCUUCAUUUUCCGGUGUGACACACAGAUGUUCCAAACUCUGUUUUAGACGAGACUGACUUUAUGACCAAAAUCAUCCUAUUUACACUUUGUAGUCAAUUUUGACACUAGAAUAACUGUUUCUGACUCAUAUCGAUGCCACAUAUGCCGUUUUCAAAGGGAUUUGUUGCUUGUUAAAGGCAGAUGCUUUUUAAGAUGCUUUUGGGAAACCAGGCCCUGGGUCGUGUUCAUUAGGACACGCAACAGACAACAUUUAGCAAUGGAAAACUAAAAUAAGCGCUAUUGUGAAUGUAUUCUAUGUACUAAACACUUUAGUAUAGACAGAAUACGGUGUAUUUACUUCAUGUUAGUCAUACACACAUCUGGCUGAUAAACAAGGGAUCCAGCUAAAGUGCCUUGCCUAAUAGAACACUGUUUUUACACAACCUCAUCACUCAUCUAUUUCCCAAAACAUAAGCCUCCUUGACCUGUCUGCUGUCUCAUUGCUUAGAUUGCUGCUGUAGUCUCAGUGUUGUGAGUGACUGUACUGUAUUAUUCCUAUCCAAUCUGUUGUAGGCCCGUAUGGUCACUCCAUUAAGCAGUACUCUCCCUCGGGCAAGCUGCUCCAGGUGCUGGGCUCAAUGGGGGAAGCCGGCUCUGGGGUCAACCCUCUCCAGUUUGACCAGCCCGCUGAGGUCUUUGUCCACAGCUCUGGGGAGAUCUACAUAGUGGAUGGGGACGGAGGGAUGAACAACCGCCUCAUCAAACUGUCCAAAGGUGAUGAUGACGUUAUAACCACAGAGAGCCUAGAAUAAGUUAUGAGUUCUAUAUGUAAUUAUGUGGUUAUAACAUUACGUUCUGUGCCACAGCCACGCUUCCAGAAUGCCAUUUACAUAAAAAUUGAAUUUCUAGAACAGACAUACCCAUUAAAGUUCUGGUAAUUCAAUAUGUAUGGCCAUUAAUAUGAUAUGGUGAUACUGCCCAUUGAAAUAACAUAAUGCUAUAGCAAUGAUGUGAUCCAUGUUAUAACCUCUAUAUGGUUUCUUUAUAGACCUGGAGGUGCAAUGGAUGCACGGAGAGAAGGGCCAGGGCCUUGCACAGUUCUACAUCCCCCAUAGUGUGGCUGUAGAUAACUAUCAAAGGGUAGGUGCAUUGUGCAGGUCUCUGCUGUACAAGCAGUGCUGUGUUGAAGUCAACUUACUUUUUACAUUGACAUUUUAGUCAUUUAGCAGACGCUGUUAUCCAGAGCGACUUACAGGAGCAAUUAGGGUUAAGUGCCUUGCUCAAGGGCACAUCGACAGAUUUUUCAACUUCAAGUUCAAAACAUUAUGGUCCAAUAUUGUGAAGUGAUGUCUAAGCAGGCAGCUCGUGGUUUAAAUGCUUCACAAGCUGAAAUCCAAGUCUCAUCUCACUCAACUUUAUAGAACUGUACCUGAUACAGAUUGAUGGCGACAUUUUCGUAGUGCAAAGGAAUUGUGCAAAUUGCAAGAAAUACUGUAACCCUCAUAAUUUUGCAGUGAAAUGUAGUGUGAAACUUUUCUUCAAUUAUAUGCGUUAUAAGGAGGCGAUUAAUUUAAGUAGAGUUUAGUAAGCAGAGCAUUACAUAAAUACACAGAGUGUAAAAAACAUUAUUUCCAUGACAUAGACUGACCAGGUGAAAGCUAUGAUCCCUUAUAGAUGUCACCUGUUAAAUCCACUUCAAUCAGUAUAGAUGACGGGGAGGAGACAGGUUAAAGAAGGAGUUUUAACCCUUGAGACAUGGAUUGUGUAUGUGAGACAUUCAGAGGGUGAAUGGGCAAGACAAAAGAUUGAAGUGCCUUUGAACGGGGUAUGGUAGUAGGUGCCAGGCACACUGGUUUGAGUGUGUCAAGAACUGCAACGCUGCUGGGUUUUUCACGUUCAACAGUUUCCUGUGUAUCAAGAAUGGUCCGCCACCCAAAGGACAUCCUGCCCACUUGAUACAACUGUGGGAAGCAUUGGAGUCAACAUGGGCCAGCAUCCCUGUGGAAUGCUUUCGACACCUUAUAGAGUCCAUGCCCGACGAAUUGAGGCUGUUCUAAGGGGGAAAGUGGGUGCAACUCAAUAUUAGGAAGGUGUUUCUAAUGUUUUGUACACUCGGUGUAGUCUCCUCUUUAUAACGCAUAUUAUUAAAGCAAAGUUUCAAAUUAAAUCACACUGCCAGAUUAUAAUGAGGUUUAUGGUAAGUUUUGCAUUUUGUGGUAAGUGUGUGCUGUGGUGUUGUGCAGGUGUGGGUUGCUGACAGAGGAAACAAGCGAAUCCAGGUGUUUAAUUCUGUGACUGGAGACUGGCUUGGAACAUGGGGAAGCUGUUUCAAUGAGGAUGCACCCUACUCUGUCAGGUUGGUAGUGAUAGUCUCAAGAUUUACCUGUCAGUCUUAGUGUGUUUCCUUUCAUGGCCUAACUGGUUUUGCUGACUGCAACUCAAUAUUAGGAAGGUGUCCUAUAUAAUUCUCCCCAUAGGUUGACACCAGACCAGAAGUACUUUGUGGUUGUGCAGCUGAACACCAAUCAGAUCUCCCUGCUGGAGGCUCCACCUGUGGGUGUGAUUGGUCAGUGCCAGGUGGUCAGUGUCAUCCAAUUGGCUGAAGACGUCAAGCCCCACCUAGUGGACCUGGACCUGAAGACGGGGGCUCUGUAUGUGGCCGAGAUUGGUGCCCAGCAGGCUCAGAAGUUUACCCCAUUCAGCCUG
Messenger RNA from Coregonus sp. 'balchen', 10085 nucleotides. The record is from the annotation of a GenBank genome assembly. Lineage: Eukaryota; Metazoa; Chordata; Actinopteri; Salmoniformes; Salmonidae.